Cotesia glomerata is the source of this 1284-nucleotide messenger RNA. It is a transcript of the gene eIF3j, whose product is annotated as eukaryotic translation initiation factor 3 subunit J. Bases 192 to 896 code for a protein of 234 amino acids. NCBI's taxonomy places the organism in Eukaryota, Metazoa, Arthropoda, Insecta, Hymenoptera, Braconidae. Gene Ontology annotation, molecular function: translation initiation factor activity. Gene Ontology annotation, cellular component: eukaryotic translation initiation factor 3 complex; cytoplasm. The record is from RefSeq and is a predicted model, not a curated record. The transcript is spliced from 6 exons.
GACCCGCGGGUGGCUGUUUCCGUCUGGUUUUCGUGGGCUGAACUGAACACGAGGCUUUCUAUUAGUCGCGUCGAAUAAAUACCAAUCUGGAUUAUUUCAAGGAUAUUUUAAAACAGUUUUAAGUAAAAAUUAUUGUGUUUUUUAAAUUAUAUAAAUCAGCCUCGUUAAGAUUAACUUAGAAAAAAAUUACAAUGGAGGACUCGUGGGAUGCGGAUAAUAUUGAUGCAAAAUUAGAAAUGACCUUACGUUCAAAUAAAUGGGAAGGUGAAGAUGAAGAAGAAGAAGUUAAGGAUAGUUGGGAAGAUGCUGAUGAGGAAGAAGAAAAAAAAGAUGUAGAAAAACCAGCAGAAGCACCAAAACCUAAAGCUAAACCGAAGAAAAAAGUAGCUGAAAAAAUUGAAGAGCGAGAGAGAAAAGCUCGUGAAGAAGCUGAAAAGAAAGCUAAAGAGAAGGAAGAAGCAAUGACACCUGAGGAAAGGAGAGCUGAGCAAUUAAGGCGACAAAAAAUGGCUGAGGAAGCUGAUCUACGACUGGCGAUGGAAACUUUUGGCGUCGCACCUGAUGAUGUACUGAUACCAGACACUAAAGAAGAAUUUGAACAGUAUGCUGAAUCAUUGCUACAUCAAAUCAAUCUGUACAAGUCACAUGCUGAAUAUCCUACAUUUGCUGAGGACUUAAUAAGUCGUAUAGCUGUUAAUUUACCAUCAAUUAGUUUAAAGAAACUUGGUACAGCAAUCAACAAUUUAGCCAUUGAAAAACAAAAAUUAGAAAAAGGUGAUAAAGGAAAGAAGAAUAAAGGUAAAGGCAAAGCUAAGUUAAAAUUGGAAGGAGAUAACACCCAUCUCAAUGAGUACGACAGUUAUACUUACGAUGAUAAUUACGACGAUUUUAUGUAGCGGCCGUUAUUCAUUUUCACAAUUAUAUUGGAUUAUUCUAUAUAUACAAAUGUUGGAAUAAUAAAUUUAAUAACAAUUAUUCAUUGGCAAUUUUGUCGGAUAAAUUAAUGUGUUAUUUGAAUGAGAACUAUAUAUAUAAUGAGAACAAUUAAAUGUGUGUAUAAACGGCGGCAAUUAUUAUUAAAAAAAAAAACAUUUUUAAAUACUUGUUUUCUCAAAAUGUUUGCUCGUUCAUUUUUAUUAUUCAUUUUAUUAACAACAAUUAUAAUAAAUAAGGUGAUUAAGGUGUGCAUACUGUUCUGUUUGUUAAUAAAACGUUAUUAAAAUAUUCGUUGAUGACUGGUAUUAAGUGCGCAUAUUUCUAAAUAAAGGUUGAUCACAAACUGAA